CGCAGGUGGCCCCCUACUCCCGGUUGUGGCGGUUCUUCGGGAUCAGCCUCUCAUAGGAGACUGCACUUUUAACUCCCGAGGGCGAUGCGCUCCGGUGCAGCCGUCAGGGCCGGCCAGAAAGUCUGCAGGUGCCUGUUGUCUGGGUAUAGUCGAGUAGAUGGGGGGCAGCCGGAGCAGUUGACGGGAGGGAGCGGCUCCUUCGUAGGGCCCUUGAGGUCGCACGCGGAGCUGCCCCCGGUGAGCGAGCCGAGAGAAGGCCCCGAGUCUGGCGGCGAGGAGAGCGAGGCGCUGGUAGAGAUCUGUCAGAAAAGGCGUUUCCUCAGUGGCACCAAGCGACAGCUUAGUCGAGAUUCUCUUCUGAGCGGGUGCCACCCCGGCCUUGGCCCCUUGGGCAUAGAGUUGCGGAAGAACCUGGCGACGGAAUGGUGGUCCUCGGUGGUGGUGUUCAGGGAGCAGGUCUUCCCGGUAGACGCCCUCCACCAUGAACCAGGCCCUUCGCUGCCCGGGGACAGUGCCUUCAGGUUAGUUUCUGCAGAAACGCUACGCGAAAUCUUGCAAGACAAAGAGCUGAGUAAGGAACAGCUAGGAGCAUUUCUUGAGAACUUACUGAAAACUUCUGGGAAACUACGGGAGAACCUUCUUCACGGUGCCUUGCAGCACUAUGUUAAUUACCUGGAUCUGAUAAACAGGAGGCUACCUUUUGGCCUUGCUCAGAUUGGAGUGUGUUUUCAUCCUGUUUCUGAUACUAAGCAGACACCUGAUGGUGUUAAAAGAAUUGGUGAAAAGACUGAAGCUUCACUGGUAUGGUUUACUUCAGCAAGAACUGCGAGCCAGUGGCUUGAUUUCUGGUUACGUCAUCGACUCCUGUGGUGGAGAAAGUUUGCUGUGAGUCCAUCUAACUUCAGCAGCAGUGAUUGUCAGGAUGAAGCGGGCCAAAAAGGAAACAAACUUUACUACAAUUUUCCGUGGGGAAAGGAGCCAAUAGAAACCCUGUGGAAUCUAGGAGAUCAUGAACUUUUACACAUGUAUCCUGAAAAUGUAGCUCAAUUACACGGCAGAGAUGGACGGAAAAAUGUGGUUCCUUCCGUUUUAUCCAUAAAUGGAGAUCUAGACCGAGGCAUGCUGGCAUAUCUCUAUGAUUCUUUCCAGCUAACAGAGAACUCCUUUACAAGAAGGAAAGAUCUUCAUAGAAAGGUGCUUAAACUUCACCCUUGUUUAGCCCCUAUUAAGGUUGCUUUGGAUGUGGGAAGAGGCCCAACAGUGGAACUAAGACAGGUUUGUCAAGGGCUAUUUAAUGAAUUAUUAGAAAAUGGAAUAUCUGUGUGGCCUGGUUAUUUGGAAACUGUGCCAUCCUCAUUGGAACAACUUUAUUCAAAGUAUGAUGAAAUGAGUAUCCUCUUCACAGUGUUGAUUACUGAAGCUACUUUGGAGAACGGAUUAAUACAUCUGAGAAGUAGAGACACCACAAUGAAGGAAAUGAUGCAUAUAUCCAAAGGGCCUCAGCCUUCACAGGAAGAUUGUAUUCCUGGUCUCAGAUCAGCUGACUGCACUAACUGGCAACAUGGAAUGUCUGUACAGCAGUUGAGACGGUUCCAGUGGGGUCAAGCGCCAGUUGCCCACAGCAGUGCCCAGCUCAACCUUAUACCUCGUUCUGGCUUUUCCUCCAGUCCCUCACGCCUGUUCUCUAGUGUCCCUUCUGUUCCACACAAGGCCUUUUCUCAGGCUCUGCUUUCCAGGCUAGCGCAGGAUAAGACUAUCAGAAGACCCUAGAAAGCAGCCCUGGGAAACGGAAUUCCUCCCAGGAUGGAUGGCAAUAAGGACUCUGUUGCUGGUGGUAAGGGGAGUGGAGAUAAUCCUUACAUGCCAUAGCUUCACAAUUACUAAGACUUUCCCCUGCAGUGGGGAAGGAAGCAGAGGUAGAUAAUGAAGCACUAGGUUAUGCAAUAGUUCUAGCAUUUGAAAGGCAUGAGGCAAUAGUAAUUAUAUGGAUUGUGGAGUUGGUUGGCUUCUACUAACUGCUUUAGAAGCUUUGCAAGAGAAAAUGAGAGGCUGUCAAUUCAGGGCAUGCUGUGAAACCCAGGGACAUUCUGGACUUCGAGACCUCAGAAGGUCUUAAUAGGGGACUUCCCUGGUGG
Molecule: messenger RNA, 2135 nt
Organism: Eubalaena glacialis (North Atlantic right whale)
Lineage: Eukaryota; Metazoa; Chordata; Mammalia; Artiodactyla; Balaenidae
Gene: POLG2
Product: DNA polymerase gamma 2, accessory subunit
Exons: 10
Coding region: 85-1770 (561 amino acids)
Biological process (GO): mitochondrial DNA replication
Cellular component (GO): mitochondrion; cytoplasm
Source: RefSeq, a predicted model, not a curated record